Necator americanus (New World hookworm) is the source of this 357-nucleotide messenger RNA. RefSeq lists its product as uncharacterized. NCBI's taxonomy places the organism in Eukaryota, Metazoa, Nematoda, Chromadorea, Rhabditida, Ancylostomatidae. The record is from RefSeq and is a predicted model, not a curated record. The coding region runs from base 1 to 357 and encodes 118 amino acids. The transcript has 3 exons.
AUGACGGAAAAGAACAUCUGCUAUCGGCAACAAAGGAAGAAAGAAGUCGUAUACGACGAUUGCAUACCCAAGGAAUCCUUGUCCCAACGUGACUGGCACGACGAGGAGGACCUAAACAAAUGCAUCGGCGAGAUUCGCACCUCUCGUCGUGAGGUUGAAAUAACUAAGGAGAAGUUCUACUCGAACCUACCUUCUACCGAACUAGAAGACCUCGCGAACCGUUCUUACUCGACGCUGGAUGGAGCCAAACUUCAAGAACAAGCUGGAUUCCGUCAGUGGUUCAGCUACGUAGACCACAUCCAGACCGUGUUAAAUGGCAUGAAGUUUGCCGGAAAUACCGCCUACCCAUUGUUCUAA